AUUUUUUUUUUCCAAUUGUUACUGCCCCCGUUAGACUCAGACUGAUCCAUAAAACAACCAUGAUUACAUGUUUGGAAUUCUUUAGUGGCAUCGGUGGUCUACACCAUGCACUGAAUGUUGCGGGCAUAGAUGCUUCAGUGGCAAAAGCAUUCGACAUGAAUGAAGUAGCCAACAAAGUUUACCAACAUACCUUCGGUUCUGCUCCCUCUAAUAAAGCUAUAGAUCGCCUGACCGUGAAGGAUAUUGAAAGAUACAAUGCCGAUUGCUGGCUUUUGAGUCCACCAUGUCAGCCUUAUACAAGAGGAGGAAAGCUACAAGACAGCGAAGAUCAACGUGCAAAGCCAUUAUUACAUCUCAUUACGCUACUACCUAAGUUAUCCAUAUUGCCACGAUAUAUCUUUUUGGAAAAUGUCAAGAAUUUCGAGUGCUCGCAAUCUAGAGAAGCCCUGGUAAAUCAACUCGACAGUCUUGAUUACUAUAUACAGGAAUGCCUUUUAUCUCCUACCCAGUUUGGUAUUCCAAACCACCGGUUACGAUAUUAUCUCAUAGCUCGUCGGCGAGACACACCUUCCGACUCUGAGGGAUAUAUAGAGAGGGCAAUAAUCCAUGAGUGUUGGCCAUUUGAUGGAGAGCGAAUCGAAUUCAAAACACCAUCAAUCUCAGCAUUCCUUGACCUUGAAGAAACAGAUGCAGAACAGCACCUUGUACCAGAAAAAUAUCUUACAAAGUCCAACAAUUUUAGAUUUGAUAUUACAAAACCAUCAGGUCAUCAAACGUCUUGCUUUACUAAGGCAUACGGUUCCCAUCACAUUCAAACCAGUGGAUCCAUGUUGCAAACAAAAAAUUUAGAGGUCAGUUCAUAUGACUGGGCCCAUCCGGAAUCACUUUUGUCACUUGGUCUGAGGUACUUCACUCCCACAGAAGUAGCACGGUUGCACGCAUUUCCUAUGCCUCCUUGGAAAAACGAAACUACAGACACACAAGAACCAUCAGUCAAUUCGAUCACUCCGAGACAAUAUGAAGCUCCACAUUGUACUCCUCAUCUGAAGUUUCCAGAUGAUAUCAAGAUCAUACAAAAGCAUCGUCUCUUGGGAAACAGCCUAAAUUGUUGGGUGGUAGCUGAAUUGUAUAGAUGCCUGAUGUUCAUAGACUAGAAUCUUCAACCUUUCGUAACUUUUUUUUUUUGAAUGUAUCAACAGUAACAGAAAUAAAAUAUAGUACAAAGCUGGUGCUUUAAAAAAUGGAUGAGGG
Molecule: messenger RNA, 1251 nt
Organism: Umbelopsis ramanniana AG
Lineage: Eukaryota; Fungi; Mucoromycota; Umbelopsidomycetes; Umbelopsidales; Umbelopsidaceae
Exons: 9
Coding region: 60-1154 (364 amino acids)
Molecular function (GO): methyltransferase activity
Source: RefSeq, a predicted model, not a curated record